AGUUGGUAACUUGAGAAAAACCUGUCAGACACAAGUAUCAGUCGCUGACUCCCUACACUCUAUCAGUAUCAGCUGAUUGAUCCUGUGUUCAGUUUCGAUGUCCAGUGCGAUGCUUAUUCCGACACUCGGUCGUUUUAUCGUCAAAAUCUGUCAGUGAUGGUAUAGAAAUUGAGGCUAGUGGGAGGGAUUGAGUUUUAGAGGCAGCCUCCCUUGCGGAUAGUGGCCGAAUGUGUCGCGCGAACAAUAUCGAAUUUAUUAAUUCAAUUAGUGGCGAUCGGCCCAAAACGAUACAUUUUAGAAUAUGUGAGACAAAGUUUAGCCAUAAAUUCGCUGUCGAUCUUUACGGUCCAUUAUGUCGGCAAUAACAGAAAGGGGUGUCCUCAGAUGGAAAGAAUGGAUGCCCCUAGUCACUCAGCAGCAAAGGUUGAGGAGUUUAAUACAAGUCAUUGCGUACAACAUACAAGUCAAAGAUGACAUACUCUCAAAACACAAAGUCAAGAAGCUGUCGUACUAUUUCACGCUUCACCUCUCGACGAUGUCAGCUCCAGUGUAUACGAGUGAGAAGUUGGAAAGCGAGAAUCCCAAGUGGUGCGAAGUCAACAUAGGCCAACAAUACGGGGCAGCCACUGGUGUAGUUAUAAGACUAUGGGUGAGUAUCAAUGGAGAAGCUGAUUAUGAAGUUACAGUUUGGGGGCUGUUUUUCAGUGGUCUCAUGUACUUGGGUCCAAGAGUUCUGAAUACAGAUCCCAGCGCUUUGGGAUCAAAUUCAUUGAUUUUUCAUAUGUACGGUGGAUAUUUCACUUCCCCUCAUUGCUUUUUAAAUCCUCAUCCAGUCACACCUAGAACGUUGACUAUUCAGAUGAAUGCGUCUCAUACUAAGCCUAGUUAUAAUGUCAAUUCAUUGUUAAGGUUGCAGACACUCCAACAAGCAAUAAAAAAACAGACGACGGCCACUGCAGUGCUACGAGAACGUAUCUCGUCUGGUUGUGCCAUUAACUCAGAAGAGGAUUCUUUGAUUAAAGGAAGUGCUGCUUUGAGAAAACUACUCGGCAAACCGGUCACCCCCAAGGUGAACCCAGAUAAAAUAUUAGCAAUCAAGAUGCAAAUUGAAAUGAAGAAGUUCCGAAUACAAAUGCUCGUCGAAGAGAAGGACCGUAAAGCGGCACUUGUACAAAAAUUGGCUGUCAUCAAAGAUAUGCUUGCAGAAAAGAAUCAAGAUAGAGACACUGAACUCAUGGAUAGAUAUUUCAUGUUAAGGAAAAACAUUGAAAAAAGAAAGGAGUUCAGACAGCAGCUAAUAGAAACAAGAACACAUUUGGCACAAACAGCAGCUCUCUUAGACAAAAGAAAAAAAACAUUAAUGUCACAACUAUCUUUGAUUUACCCAAUUAUUCAGUCGCCAAAUGGGAACUACACUAUUAGAGAAGUGCAUUUGCCAGACUCUGAAGAUUUCGAUGGCAAAGAUGAAUUGAUGAUUUCUGUAGCUCUUGGCUUUGUGACCCACCUCGUCCAAAUGAUGUCUUUCUUUCUCAAUGUUCCCACAAGGUACCCGAUGGUCCAUUUUGGCUCGAGAAGCAAAAUUAUCGACCACAUAUCCGAAAACAUUUCCGAUAAGGACCGAGAAUUUCCACUUUAUGCGAGAGGAAAGGAGAAACACCUGUUUGACUACGGUGUUUACUUGUUGAACAAAAAUAUAGCUCAGUUGAGAUGGUGUUGUGGAAUCACGACUACGGAUCUCAGGCCUACUCUCCUCAACCUGUCCGCUCUUAUGAAUUUAACCACUAAACAAAAUGAAAUUGGCUCAAUAAUGAGAGAAUGGAACAGAACUAGGACCGAAGAGAAACAUCCUUCCUUGAGCAAUUCAUUAGAUAGAGGGCUUGAUUGUGUGACUGAUACACCUUCCGAUCCGAACGGUUCUGACUGUCACGAGUACGUUGAAAAGCAAAGAGUAAGAUAUGAGUCAGCACCCGUUCACGAUUUGGCCAGCUUAAUGUCACUCGACAUAACAUGUAAAUCGUAUGACAAUAUUAACGGAUCUCAUGCGAUUCAAAGUUACAAUAAGGACCAACCGAUGACGGUCCCAAAUGAAGAUUUGUUAACCAGAGAAUAAUACCUUUGACUUUGUUCAUCUCAAAAUUUUGCCUAGUGUAUUAUAUGUAAAUAUUAUUUAAACAUGUACGAUAAUAUUGAACAGGUAAUAAUCACUCAUAAAGAGAAGAGGAUUUAAAUUAGGAAAAGUGUGUAAUAUUCCUUUCCAGCCAUUUGCCAGAAAAUAAUUUUGAUAUGUAAAUAUGUUUAUAUUGUACAACCAAACUGUAUAUAAGACUUCGUUAUAUUAUACAAAUAUAUUUAUUAAAAACCUGGUAAUACCUUUA
Messenger RNA from Cimex lectularius (bed bug), 2375 nucleotides. It is a transcript of the gene Uvrag, whose product is annotated as UV radiation resistance associated protein. Lineage: Eukaryota; Metazoa; Arthropoda; Insecta; Hemiptera; Cimicidae. The transcript is spliced from 8 exons. Gene Ontology annotation, biological process: SNARE complex assembly. The coding region runs from base 353 to 2110 and encodes 585 amino acids. Gene Ontology annotation, cellular component: lytic vacuole; endosome. The record is from RefSeq and is a predicted model, not a curated record. Gene Ontology annotation, molecular function: SNARE binding.